This is a messenger RNA of Symbiodinium pilosum, 474 nucleotides long. NCBI's taxonomy places the organism in Eukaryota, Dinophyceae, Suessiales, Symbiodiniaceae. The record is from the annotation of a GenBank genome assembly.
AUGCCGACCGUUCCCAUCGUGUACUUUGCCAUUGCGACCGGGCUGGUGUGGUUGAUGUUUUUAGUCAUGGCAGCUAUUCGAGCAUGUACAGGAAAUUACAACACUCAAGCGCCCGAGGGGCAUCUGCGUCCUUCGAGGGUCCAAACCCCACAGAGAUCUGAUGCAGAGAGGGCGGCCAUGCUCGAAGCGAUUGAUGCACACCUGCCUGAAGUCAAGCUGGACAAGGAGCUGACCUGCCCCGUUUGCUUAGAUGUGGUCACCACGGAGCAUCCAGCUCGCCAGCUCGAAUGCCAGCAUGCGUUCCAUUCUACAUGCAUUGCCGGCUGGUUGCUGCAUGGCGCAAGCAAGCAUUGGGACGAUAGCGCCAUCCAGUGUCCAGUCUGUAGACACAAGCAGAUCUUGCACAAGCUCCCCGGAAUGAAUCCAGUUGUGGUUGGAGCCGCACAUGAGGAAAGCUCAGGAAUGGCUGCGUGA